Molecule: messenger RNA, 2377 nt
Organism: Chlamydomonas reinhardtii
Lineage: Eukaryota; Viridiplantae; Chlorophyta; Chlorophyceae; Chlamydomonadales; Chlamydomonadaceae
Exons: 5
Coding region: 235-1185 (316 amino acids)
Biological process (GO): vesicle fusion
Cellular component (GO): late endosome membrane; SNARE complex; endoplasmic reticulum membrane
Molecular function (GO): SNAP receptor activity; SNARE binding
Source: RefSeq, a predicted model, not a curated record
CAUCCAAAUACACUGCCCUACCAACGCAUCUUCUCAAACUCUUUCCAACUGACCCCUUGCCUGCUGAUUUCUUGUCAACUUGACCUCUCGUCCUCGCCGCUCUCCGAACAUACUUGCAACCAUGAAAUUCAUUCUACUACUGUAGACACAAGCCACAUUCAGGGCUCAACGCCUAAGUAGGGAGCCCUAGACUCGGGCCAGGUUCGAGCAGGUCCGGGCGGUCUAGCAGCAGCCAUGGCGCCAAAGAAGCGCGAGCCCGCUAAGGAUGAGGAGAUUGCAGCUCCGGAGACCAUUGUCUUCGAGCGCUCGGAGCAGGAGGAGCAGUGCGAGAAGAUUUUCAGGGAGCUGGACAAAAUGUUCAAGAAGCUCGCAAAGAUAAACAAACCAGACAAGAUUCACUCUUCAAUUAGGGACAUUACGGCCAAACUCAAGCAGGCGAAGGAGCUCAUCAAGGACUUUGAGCGGGAGGCUCGCGCGGAUGGAGUGCCGCAGAAUGAGCUGGCCGCGCGCAAGAAGGCGCUGGCUGCCGAGCUCAACGGCUUCAUCGCGCUCAAGAAGGAGUUCGCGCAGACAGAAGGGACAAAGGCAGACCUGCUGAACGGUGCCGCGCCGGAGGCGGAGCAGGCGUUGGAAGGCAUGUCCAUGCAGCAGCUGAUGAAGAAGGGCCGGACGGACAUCCAGGACAUUGACAAAACCCUGGAGCGCUCGGAGCGCAUCGUGGAGGACACGAAAGCCGUGGGCACGCAGGUCGCGGCCACGCUUAACGACCAGACCAAGAAGCUGGAGAAGAUCGUGGACGACCUGAACGAGAUUGAGUUCACCAUGAAGAAGGCCAGCGCCGUCAUCCGCGACAUCACGCGAGGCCUGCUCACAGACAAGUGCAUUGCCUUCCUGCUGCUGCUCACGGUGGUGGGCGUCGUGGUGAUCAUCGUCCUCAAGAUCAUCAACCCCAACAAGAAGAAGAUCGCGCAGGGUGCCAGCGCCGCCCUCAACCAGACCAUCAACGCCAUCAACGACACCGCCGCCGGCAGCAGCGCCAUCGGCGCCGUCACCGGCGCCGUCAACACCGCCAUCAACCAAACCUCCAACGCGGUGGGCAGCAUCGGCGGCCGGCGCUCGCUGCUGUCGCGGCCGGUGCUGACCAAGGCGCUGCUGCACCUGAUGGAGCUCAACGCCACGCUGUAGGAGUCCCGUCCGCUGUCGGCAGCGCCUGUUGUAAUGUUUAGAGCGGCGGCGCCGCGGGAGCGCCAGCCCGGCGGGAGCAGCGGAGCUUCUUGUGCGGAGGUCGGGGCGGCGCCUGGCAGGCAGCCCCGCUGUGUGGUGGAGCUGGCGCCGUACGUGUCUGUUCUCUGGCCCCAAGGCACGCAGCUGACGCUAGCGCUGCUCCCAUCAGCUCCAUUGGGGCCGGCAACGCAAUGCCCGGCCCGCUGGGAUGUGGCGGCCGCAGCUGCAGCGGCCGCUGGCCAGAGCUGAUGGCGGUGGGUUCAGGCGGCUGAGCUGCGGGCGGCUGCGUGCAGCUGCAGCCGAGUACAGCGCUGUGCCCUGGUCUUUGUGGGGUUGAGCGCCUGGCGGGAAGGCGGGCUGGGGCUGGGGCUGGGUGUGUUGUGUUCACGUGUAUGUUGGUAAUGGGUUGGCCCCGGCACCGUGUCGUGUGAACGAUGACGUCGUGAGGUGUAGCGUAAUGUUGUCUUAUGGAAACGAUUGUACCUGUAUGUCAAUUACGGGUGCGUAUGCAAUGUGAACCCAAACAAGAACUCAAUGGCUCUCGGACCAUGUGACGAGUGCUGGCACUGUUACCGUACUAGACGUGCUUACGAGAGGUUUGUGUGGCCCCCAUGCAUAUAGCUGUGAUGCUGCACUGACUACCGUACAUAGGGUUGCGAUGUGAACAAUCUGAGCGCGACUUUGGAGUGAGCGGUGAAGCCAAAUGCUGCUACAAGGUGUUGCGCUGGGGUGGCCGCUGCGAAUGUAAAGACGAGCGGCUGUUGCUACCUCGACUCUGUUACCGUGGCCUUGCGUGCUCAACGCACUAUUUGGAUAGGGCAAGGAGCUGUGUGAGCCGCCAGACUUUUGAACGCUUGGGCUUUGGCUAGGGAGGACCCAGGUGAGGACGUGGGGGAGGUGAGUGGCGGCGCAGCAGAAUCUCCGAGCAGUGUUGGGCGGCUGCUUAUUUGCCGCUUCAGACCCAAACACCUUAUAGUCAUGUACCGUACUGCACGGCUGCGUGCCCUGCUGCUGACUAAAUUUCCUGAAGUGGCCACAAUGGAAUGGAACGGACACCGCCGCAUGGCGAUGGCAUAUGCGGUGGCCGGUGGGUUGACGCCUGUUGACGCCACGCGCUCACAACGUACACGGCGUCUAGCGCGACACUACUUAC